Molecule: messenger RNA, 429 nt
Organism: Penicillium diatomitis
Lineage: Eukaryota; Fungi; Ascomycota; Eurotiomycetes; Eurotiales; Aspergillaceae
Exons: 1
Coding region: 1-429 (142 amino acids)
Source: RefSeq, a predicted model, not a curated record
AUGCAACCCCCACAGACUCCACAAGCUCCAUCGAGCGAUUCCACCAACACCAGCGCCGUCCAGUACAGAUGCUUCGUUAUAAUCCCCCUCGCUGACGAAUCCAUUCGCUUAUACCAGACCAACCACCACCUUGCAUUCCUGCUCAGCACAAUCAGGGACACCGUGGACAACGAGUAUCCCUACGUUGACAUUGUCGGCGGUGAGUGUUUUCUACCCCCACAGACUAUAUCCAUCACUGUCAGCAGUCCUGGGCGGUUGGAUCCUGUUCUGGAUCGCGAAGCUAUAUUGAAUCAUGCAAGCCAGGUGAUCGCCGCGUGGUUGGAGCAGUACAUCCGGCGUGGAGAAAUCGUGCCUGCUCUGAGGCGCAUUGUAGAUGAAAUUUUGAGAAUGACUGGAAGCAGAGGUCAGCGUGGUGACUUGCACCGCUAG